UCCUUCACGUCUUCUUUUACCGAAGAGAGAGACGAGAGCAGCCAGCUGAGAAAAGGGUUUUUGUACCGUCUCCGUUUUCUAUUGGGGAAAACUGAGAACACUCGAAGUUGAAGGAAAUAGAAAGGUAAAGGGCCUUUACCUUCUGCUUAACGCUGAUUUUUUUAUAAAAAUGGCGAGUGAAAACCCUAACGUCGAAAUUGUGGUUAAAGAGAAUGGAAGUGCAGAACUUUCGGGUGGCAAAGAAGAAAUGGAAACGUCUGAUCUCUCAAAGGCUUUAGAGUCUUUGGUUGGCAAUGAAGUAGGGAAGGAUGAAGAUGAAAGGGAGAGCAAAGCAGAGGCUUCAAAGAAGAAAAAGAAGAAAAGCAAAAGCAGGAAAAAGAAGGAAGUGCCUCAGCAGACUGAUCCACCGUCCGUUCCAAUUGCAGAACUUUUUCCAUCUGGAGAAUUUCCUGAAGGUGAAAUUCAGCAGUACAAAGACGAUAAUUUAUGGAGGACCACAUCUGAAGAGAAGAGGGAGUUGGAGCGUCUAGAAAAACCAAUAUAUAAUUCAGUUCGACAAGCAGCAGAAGUCCAUCGUCAGGUUCGGAAAUAUAUCAAAAGCAUUCUGAGGCCUGGAAUGUUAAUGACUGAUCUUUGUGAGACAUUAGAGAACACUGUUCGGAAGCUAAUAGCAGAGAAUGGCCUCCAAGCAGGCAUUGCAUUUCCUACUGGAUGCUCUUGCAACUGGAUUGCUGCUCAUUGGACACCAAAUACAGGAGACAAAACUGUGCUUCAGUAUGAUGAUGUAAUGAAGGUGGAUUUUGGAACACAUAUUGAUGGACAUAUAAUUGACUGUGCAUUUACGGUUGCAUUCAAUCCUAUGUUUGAUCCUUUGCUAGAAGCUUCACGUGAAGCAACUAAUACUGGUAUCAAGGAAGCUGGCAUUGAUGUUCGUCUUUGUGAUGUUGGUGCUGCAAUCCAAGAGGUCAUGGAAUCAUAUGAGGUUGAAAUAAAUGGAAAGGUGUACCAAGUUAAAAGUAUCCGAAACUUGAAUGGACACAGCAUUGGGCAAUACCAAAUUCAUGCUGGUAAAUCUGUUCCUAUUGUCAAAGGAGGGGAGCACACUAAAAUGGAAGAGGGUGAAUUUUAUGCAAUUGAAACUUUUGGAUCUACAGGGAAAGGAUAUGUAAGAGAAGAUCUGGAGUGCAGCCAUUACAUGAAAAGUUUUGAUGUUGGUCAUGUCCCUUUGAGAUUGCCCAGAGCAAAGCAACUUCUGGCAACAAUUAACAAGAAUUUCUCGACAUUGGCCUUCUGCAGACGGUACUUAGACCGCCUCGGUGAGACUAAAUAUCUAAUGGCAUUGAAGAACUUGUGUGAUGCUGGCAUCAUUCAGCCUUGCCCUCCUUUAUGCGACGUUAAGGGCAGUUAUGUAUCCCAAUUUGAGCAUACUAUCUUACUGCGGCCUACAUGCAAGGAGGUGCUGUCCAGAGGUGAAGAUUAUUGAACCGUGUAUGAUGAAAUUUUGUCCAUCACCUAUCAGUAUUUAUAUCUGGACAGUCGUUGGCUGAAACUUUUUUUGCAGUUUGCCUUCUGUCGUUGUAUUUUGAACUAUUUGAUGAAUAUAUGGAGAGAGCAUGUAAUAGUAAAUUGUUUUAUACUUAAAACAGAAUGACAACAACAAUAAUGGUAUUUAGGUUGAAAUUAACCCUCUGGGGUUGUCUA
Messenger RNA from Carica papaya (papaya), 1701 nucleotides. RefSeq names its product methionine aminopeptidase 2B (gene MAP2B). Gene Ontology annotation, molecular function: metalloaminopeptidase activity. Lineage: Eukaryota; Viridiplantae; Streptophyta; Magnoliopsida; Brassicales; Caricaceae. The record is from RefSeq and is a predicted model, not a curated record. Gene Ontology annotation, biological process: proteolysis. Gene Ontology annotation, cellular component: cytoplasm.